UUGAUCGUUUAUCAUAAACUUUAAAUUAAAAUAUUUCUCAGCUUCAUCGGUCUUUGCAUGCCGAGGAGAUUUCUCUCACCGAAAAAGCUGUCAGUCGGUGUCAAAGCAUACUGUCAGUCAUUGUCUCAGCUGCUCUUUUGGUGUAUGUAGAAACGCUCUAUCACUUUGAUUGCACCAGAAAAAUUGGUCUACUCUGACGUUUCAACUGAUGCCACAAGCAUAAAGUUCCGAUACCGUAAGCUCAUGAAACUAUAACUCGAAAACUAAAAAUAACUGUUCGAAAAUAUAAUAUGGCCACGUUCCCAGGAUUAGUCGAGCACUUUUUCCAAUUCCCAAAACGUUCGUCCACUUUUGUCACUUGGGCUUCGGAGUGUGCGAUCGUGUACAAAGUUGACGCCAUUUGUCAACUGGGUGUUGUAUUGAAUGUUAAAGUGAAUACUGUCGAUUUUGCACAAUAGUGGCUCGUUCUCCCGCGGGCUUGUUCAAACAAAAGAUCUGCUUCUACAGAUAUACCUACCGUGUUGAAUGCCAAACAAAAGCCACCAGUUUGAGAAACGACUUUUUUUUUUAUUUUUCUAAGAGUUACCAACGAAAGCCAGCGAUCUUGCUGCAUUGGUCAUUUGCAAUCGAACCUUUGGACGUGCAACAUCCCUGAAGAAGUCCUCCGUAUUCGUUAAGUUGUGUGUUAGUUGCUUCAGUCGAUAAACCGUCGCGUGUUGAGACUUGUGUUUCCUGGAUUUGUGGCAGACAGCAUGGAAGAUAUACUUCAGCUACCCAACAGCAGUGAACAGCAGGAAACGAUGACACAAUCAAACUCAUCAUCCGAUAGUGAAGGAAGCUCCUGCGACGGACUUAACUACGAUACGGACACUACGCUAUGCUGGCGUCUUGAAAAAAUGGUGAACAACAAACUACUUUCAGACGUUACUUUUAUCGUUGGGCCCGAAAAACGCCGCAUCUAUGCGCACAAACAGUACUUGCUGACGGCUUCAGAGUUCUUCUACAAAAUGUUUUGUGGUAACUUCAUUGAAGCGCAACGAAAGGAAGUGGUCCUGGAAGAUGUCGAUGCAGAAUUAUUUUUAACAAUUUUACGCCUGGUGUACAGUAAGGAAGUAAAUUUGAAUUGGGACAACAUUAGUGCUGUUUACGAUAUUCUGCAACGGUUUUUGCUGAUAGACUAUUUUGAUCCUUUGAUCCGUUUUAUGAAAAACCAGGUUGUUAACUUGGACACAGCAAUAAUGGUGUUCCUAAAGAAUGAUCAUUUUAACUUCGAGCAAGUUGACGAAAAAUGUAUGCGCUACAUACAAACCAACCCGUUGUACUUCUUCAGAAAAGACGAGUUCACCUCAAUGCCGGAUGCCAGAUUGAACAAAAUUCUCCAAGCUCAACGCAUAAACUGCACCCAUGUCCAACUCCAACAGGCCGUUGUCAAGUGGUCGUCUGCAAAUGGUGGUUGUGGUUACAACAACCUUAAUAAACUCUUAGAGGAAACAUGUCGUAAACCCUAUGCUCAAAAAUUGCAUUUGAUGAACUACGACCUGACCAAAAAAGUCUCGUGUCUUAGAGGUGAUGUAAAAUUACGACUGACAUCAACAAUACCAUUAGCGCUGUAUGGCUUUGGAAUGUAUGUUCCUGGAUCCGAUAAGCAUUCAUUGAUUGCAUCGUUUACUCUUGAUAAAGGUGGAGUAAAAGUACGCGAUUGCGAAAUCAAAAUGAUUCCUAGCCUCGGGUACGAAAUAGUGGAUACAAUGUUUGAAGAGGUCGUAUUAGAACCAAAUGUUCAGUACAAAUUAUGUUUUUAUGAGCCAAGUUGUCAACUGAUGAAAGUCGUAGGCUCACCGGUGCUGGUUCAUCAUCAUAUUAAAAUAGAUUUUGAGUCAGAUUACUGUCCUCCGUUAGCUUAUCUUUUUGCGAAAUAUGCGGACUGUGAUGUAUUACACCUACCACAAUUGUGUUGUAACACAAAAUGCAUGGUUAAAUUAGAAAAUUCUUGAGCUAAUGUAUAUCUGAUGCAAAAUAUGGUGUGGAAUGAUGGAAUUAUUUCUUGUACUUCAACGAUGAAUUAAUAAAUGUUUACCUAUCAUACUAUAAUUGGUUUAUUCAAUCUAAGAAUCUAACA
Molecule: messenger RNA, 2119 nt
Organism: Anopheles coluzzii
Lineage: Eukaryota; Metazoa; Arthropoda; Insecta; Diptera; Culicidae
Exons: 2
Coding region: 753-1994 (413 amino acids)
Biological process (GO): neurogenesis
Cellular component (GO): cytosol
Molecular function (GO): protein binding
Source: RefSeq, a predicted model, not a curated record